UCCCGAUCAGCUCUUCACACUUCUGCUGUAGCUGCUUCUGACUCGUGUCAUUUCCCGCUCCGCGUAGAGAGUCUCUCACCUCGUACUUUUCACCACCCUGCACAAUGAAGUUCCAAGUGUUGCUUGUACUGAUGGCUCUGACCUCUGUGGCUCUCGUCUCCGGGGAAAGGUUUAGCUCCCUCAAGAACCAGAUCAAACAGCUGCGGGAGGAUGUCCGUGGACUACACGAGGACUUGGAAGAGUGUACAGCUGAGCUGCAAGCGAGACUGGACGAACUGGGAACCACUGCAGCAGGACAGGACGCCGCUACUACUGCGUCUGCGGAAAUUGUAACAGACGUUACAGACCCUACCGAUUCCGGUGGUCAGAGUGGGAUGGAUGGGUCUCAGUUGUCCAGAAGCCAGCUAAGGAAAAUGCGCAAUGUCCUCCUGCACGCAAAAAACAACCUGACCGGUGACGUCAACGACUGCGAGGCCAUGCUGGACAGUCUGGACGACUGAACCUAGGGGUUGUGGACACGGCUUUCAUCAGGCCGGACUAUAAGGUGACUAGACUCUAUACGU
Messenger RNA from Aplysia californica (California sea hare), 563 nucleotides. RefSeq lists its product as uncharacterized. The transcript has 5 exons. Bases 105 to 500 code for a protein of 131 amino acids. Lineage: Eukaryota; Metazoa; Mollusca; Gastropoda; Aplysiida; Aplysiidae. The record is from RefSeq and is a predicted model, not a curated record.